This is a messenger RNA of Plodia interpunctella (Indianmeal moth), 2067 nucleotides long. RefSeq names its product zinc finger protein ZFP2-like. The coding region runs from base 333 to 1994 and encodes 553 amino acids. The record is from RefSeq and is a predicted model, not a curated record. Lineage: Eukaryota; Metazoa; Arthropoda; Insecta; Lepidoptera; Pyralidae. The transcript is spliced from 13 exons.
GUAAGAAAAGAAAUCAUGUCAACAAAAUACCUACAUCUAACAUUCAAUCAAUGGUGUUUGUUUUUUUUUGUUGGAUUUUCCCUAAAAAUAAUAUUAAAUGCUUUACAAUUCCAAUUCCCUAACAAAUAUAAUAUAACAAAACAAAUAUAAGUGUUGAAUUUGAAUGCAAAUCACAUUUAGUGUAGUGAUUGUAUAAACCGAGAAAAUGGUCAACAUCACAGCUUUCUGCCGAAUUUGCCUGGCUACCGACCGCAACAUGCACGUUAUUGCUCACACACCGCUGCAAGAAGUUUAUGAAAAACUUACUAAUAUUGCGGUAACUGCACACAGACAUGAGACCAAUAGCAGCGUGUUACAUCUGUUACUCUAGACUGAGGAACUCGCUCAAGCUGAUGCAUACCUCGCUACUGGCCGAGUCUUUUCUGAGAGGCAUUUUGGAAAAAAAUCAGAUAAAUGAUGGAAUUAUCGGCAAUCAGAAGAGUUUGGUGUCUAUUUCCAUCACUCCCAUAGAAUACUACAACACAAGUGAGGAAGCCCAAGUGAAGAAUGAACCCAAGAAUGAAGAAGUGGAGAAGACUGUAAAAACUGAAGAAACUAUAGAAUCUCCAAAAUCAUUGGCAGUGUCUGACGUAGAGGACAAGGAGUUCUCAGAUUCCGAAGACGACCUACCGCUGAAGAGCAUCAGAUUGAAGCAGGAGCAAAAUGCGAGGAAGAAAGAUGACAAAGUGAGGAAUCGAGAUGGGAAACUUGUGUACAAAAUGAACGCAAGGGAGAUAAUUUUAACGAAAGAGGAACAAAUAGAGGAACUGUUAGCUAGAGCGAAGACGGAGAACUACAGGGAUUCCCCGUACAAGUGUGAUUUGUGCUACAAGGGGUUCGUGGACGCGCAGGCGUACGAGAAUCACAAAGAGAAACACGACGAGAAAAGCGGCGGCUAUCCGUGCGACAUCUGCCGCAUGCGGUACCGCUCUGCGCGCCAGCUGCGCUCGCACUUGGCCACCUCGCACCAGCGCCGCUACCAGUGCUACGACUGCCCGCACAAAUCUCAUACCGCGAACCAAGCCAGGGAACACGACAAGUGGCAUAAAGGGUAUACUUACGAGUGUCAGCUGUGUGGGCAAAAGUUCAGGAAACCGACGUCAUAUUUAACCCACAUGAGGAAAAGUCAUCCCACGGAACAUGUAUGUGAAAUCUGUGGCGACAGUUUUGUUGGGAGACACGGGUUACUGAUGCACAAGAGCAAGACGCACAGACAGACUGAACAGAUACCAACAGACCAACAAAACUCGAAUACAUACUGUUCGGAAUGCAAAAUUCAGUUCGUGACGAGCGACGCCUGGAAGCGACAUAUAAUUUAUUCCUUCAAGCACAAAUCCAGUAAUCAGGACAGUUCGUGGUGUCGCAUCUGCGAGUCGCGCGUGUCGGGCGCGCCGGACGCGCACGCGCGCGCGCACGCGCGGGAGCUGCGUGCGCGCGCGCGCGGCGUCGCGCUCGGCGCCAGCCUGCCUUGUGCUCAGUGCGGCGCGGAGUUUGCGAACAAAUCGCGAUUGUCUGCGCACACGCGGCGCGCGCAUCUCGGUCUCAAAUACAACAAGAAUAUUGUUUGUGAGCUCUGCGGGAAACACUGUUCUUCUAACGCCACACUAAAGUACCACCAACGCACGCACACCGGAGAGAAGCCUUUCCCGUGCUCGUCUUGUCCGAAGCGGUUCUCGAGCCGCAGCCACCUCGCCAUCCACGCGCGCACGCACAGCGGCGCGCGGCCUUACUCUUGCAACACAUGCGGGAAGAGCUUCACGCAGAAACCGGCGCUCAAUAGGCACCGCAGGGUACAUACAGGAGUGAAGCCUUAUGAAUGUCAAUAUUGUUCGAAAAAGUUCAGUCAGUCUAACUCCCUAAACAUACAUAUAAAAAGUGUGCACUUGAAGAUACCUGUGGUUCGGAAAAAAACUGAAAUCAGUAAGGCACAGGAAGAUUUGCCUGCGGUGUUUUGAAUAUUACAGUAUUAUAAAUUUCUUAUUCAUGUAAUUUAAUAGUAAUUGCCUCAAAUAUAAUAAUGAACUAUAC